Pseudoliparis swirei is the source of this 4617-nucleotide messenger RNA. RefSeq names its product CCR4-NOT transcription complex, subunit 6a (gene cnot6a). Lineage: Eukaryota; Metazoa; Chordata; Actinopteri; Perciformes; Liparidae. The transcript has 12 exons. Gene Ontology annotation, biological process: nuclear-transcribed mRNA poly(A) tail shortening. The record is from RefSeq and is a predicted model, not a curated record. The coding region runs from base 85 to 1812 and encodes 575 amino acids. Gene Ontology annotation, molecular function: protein binding; poly(A)-specific ribonuclease activity. Gene Ontology annotation, cellular component: cytoplasm; nucleus; CCR4-NOT complex.
GGAAACGGGUGAGAAGUAGCUAGAAAACAAAAGAGAACACGCAGUCGUCCUCGCGAUUUGGUAUGCUCUUGCAGUGUUAUAGGAAUGCCCAAGGAAAAAUAUGACCCGCCGGAUCCCAGGCGGAUGUACACAAUUAUGUCAACCGAGGAGUCAACCAACGGGAAGAAGUCAUACUGGGCUGAGCUGGAAAUCAGCGGCCGUGUAAGGAGUCUCAGCACAGCCCUGUGGUCUCUCACCCAUCUUACUGCCCUGCACAUUAGUGAUAACUCACUGUCAUGCAUCCCGCCAGACAUUGCCAAACUACACAACCUGGUGUACCUGGAUCUCUCAUCCAAUAAGAUCAGGAGCUUGCCGUCAGAGCUCGGCAACAUGGUAUCGCUCAGGGAACUGCUUUUAAAUAACAACCAGUUGCGAGUUCUGCCAUUUGAGUUGGGGAAACUGUUUCAGUUACAAACACUGGGGUUGAAAGGAAACCCACUUGCACAAGAAAUUAUGAGCCUCUACCAGGAACCUGAUGGCACGCGGAGACUGCUCAACUACUUGUUAGACAAUCUGGCAGGGGCUAUCAAGCGCAGUGAGUCCCUCUGUGGCAGUUCUGAGACCGGACCAGGACUAGCAUAUUUCCCAACAGAGCUGCCACCAGCCCGGUCAUGGAUCUCACUCCAGGAACCAGACCGAACACGGGCCUCAGCACUGUUCUCUGUGAUGUGCUACAAUGUGCUGUGUGAUAAGUAUGCCACACGUCAGCUAUAUGGCUACUGCCCCUCUUGGGCUCUUAACUGGGAGUACAGGAAGAAAUCCAUCAUGCAGGAGAUAAUGGGCUGCAAUGCAGACAUCAUCAGUUUGCAGGAAGUUGAGACGGAGCAGUACUACAAUUACUUCUUGCCUGAGCUGAAGGAGCAUGGGUACGAGGGCUUCUUCAGUCCAAAGUCACGAGCCAGGACGAUGUCAGAGUCGGACCGUAAACACGUUGAUGGUUGUGCGAUUUUCUACAAAACAGAAAAGUUCAGCGCAGUGCAGAAACACACAGUGGAGUUCAACCAGCUGGCCAUGGCUAACUCCGAGGGCUCGGAGGCUAUGCUGAACAGGGUGAUGACCAAGGACAACAUCGGUGUCGCUACGCUGCUUGAGGUCCGCAAGGAGAUGAUGGAGGCCUCCUCUGGAAAGUCCCUCCAUGGCAUGGAGAAGCAGCUGCUCCUGGUGGCCAAUGCCCACAUGCACUGGGACCCAGAGUACUCUGACGUCAAGCUGAUCCAGACCAUGAUGUUCCUGUCGGAGGUGAAGAACAUCGUCGACAAGGCCACACGCAGCCUCAAGCUGUCCUCUGUCUCUGGUGAGAUCAAUGCCAUUCCACUGGUGCUGUGCGCUGACCUCAACUCCUUGCCUGACUCUGGUGUCGUGGAGUACCUCAGUACUGGUGGCGUUGACUGCACCCACAAGGACUUCAAGGAGCUCCGUUACAGCGACAGCCUGACCAAGUUCAACUGCAAUGGCAAGAGCAGCUCGUCCAACGGCAGGAUCACCCACGGCUUCAAGCUGAAGACCGCUUAUGAGAACGGCCUGAUGCCUUACACCAACUACACCUUUGACUUCAAGGGUGUCAUCGACUACAUGUUCUACUCCAAGCCUCACCUGAACGUGCUGGGUAUCUUGGGCCCCCUGGACCCCCACUGGCUCGUAGAGAACAAUGUCAGCGGCUGCCCACAUCCCCACAUCCCCUCCGACCACUUCUCCCUCUUCGGCCAGCUGGAGCUUCUCCUGCCCAAUUUGCCCCCCCAGGUCAAUGGGCUCAAUCUGCCUGCACGCAGGUAGUGAGUCCCUGCCACGUCACCAGGGGGAGCUGCAACCACAGACCCUCCUCCCUCCCACUACCAGCUCUUCCCUCCACCAUACCGGAGGAGGAAGACAAAUACACAACCUGUAAAAUAUUCGUACAGUGAGUUAUGGCCGACAGGGAUUUCGUAUAAUGUUAUAGAUGAUCUAUAUAUUUUUUUUCUCCGUUUUUCUUUUUUGUUCUUUUUUUUUAACUGCUUGAUUCAGUCCUGUUCGUGUAUCAUAUUUUGUGUGUUUGGACUCCCCCUCCUCCUCAAAUCCACCCACCCACUUUGCUUCUGUCUUUCAAACUCUAGGGGAUGGUAGCUCACUCGGCUUUGUUACACGGGGCACCGUUUGGCUUUAGAGCCAGGGGAAACUGAGAAGUGGCUGAGGGGCCGACGUCCACCUGAAAAGCUCCCUGGCUGAUGGUCUGCCUGUCUGUCCUGUAUAAAUCUGAAACCAGCAACGGCAGCAGGCUUGUCGGUCUCGGACUUCCAUCUUUGGCCUGUGCUUGUUUCCCCCUGACCUCUGGGCAGCCAGCAUACUUUGUCUCUUUUAGGAUUUGCUCAUUGGCGAGUCGGAUGUUGUUGGGUCGGCUCAGCCGUUCAGCUGGUAGUUCAGCGGUCCCCUAGAUGGAUGUAUGAGGUGAGAUUUCUUGCUGCCGUUCUGUGGUGCUGAGGCCUUUUGUGUGGUCACGGCCUCCCCGUGGUGCUACACCAUAGUCUCCACCUCCCACCCGGCCCUGGCGCGUUAGCUACCGAUCCCACAGAUGCCUCGAGAAUCUGAUGUCCCGAAAACUACAUUUGCCCCGUGUCACUUGGGCUGCAUGUCGUGUUCAUUUGUGAUGGAAGGGUGCGGUGAUAAACUGAGGGCAGCUACCAUCUUGUUUGCCGACUGUUAAACCCCAGCUUGUGUAGUUGUGAGGCUCGGCCUCUGUUGAGGAGCGCAUGUGGCCCACGUACCCCCAUUGUUGGUCACGGGAUUUAGGCUGAGGGGCGUUCACAAAUCUUUUCUUUGUCUCGAUUGCUUUUAGGUGGAGAGAGUAAUGGCUAAUGCAUAGGAGUUCCUCUCGCUGUCUGGAGUUGCCAUUCAACUCCACACAUGCAAGCUGACAGACACACUUGCAAACACAACUCGACACACAACACAGGUAAUUUGCAGGCAGAUCUGUAGCACUGUCUGAGGCCAGUAGUGACUUUCCCCAGCCAUAAAUUCCACACACGAAAGCCGUGGUUUUUUCCACAAGUGUUUGUACAGAAUAGAAAUCUAGACUCAGUCUUUACAUGAUUGUAUAUGAACCACAAAAGACCUGUUUUUUGGCGUUUUUUUGUACUAAGAGUAAAUUAUGAUCAGAUUUGAAAAAAGGAUUGUAUUGUAAACUAUGGCUAAAUUUUUAUCCAGUUAAUGUUGAGAUGAAUUGAUAUUACCAGCUUGUACAAAAGACGUAAGAAGAGGUUGUUCAAGGCGUUCACUGUCACAACGUUGCACUCCCUAGAUAUUAUUAACUAAUUAAUGCAUCGGUAUCGUUUCUCUCUUUCUCCACCCGACCCCCUGCUGUUGAUUUAAUAUGCCGACCUAUUGCUGCAAUUGUAAAUAGACCCCAGAGUAGUCUGCCUGUUGCUUCUUGCCCGUUAGCAAAGCCAUUGAUCCUCACUGCUGCCAUCAGUUCAGAUAAAAAGACACGAGUCGGCGCCCACCAGUGACUCCACAGCUGUUCAUCUGUAUAUCUCACACACACUCCACUAGUGACGUGUGACCCGUACAACGUAUAUUAAUCCCACAUGUACAAGAAAACAUCGUGCCUCACUGUAGCAGUUGUCGUUGUCUUGCACUAUUUACAUUUGACGAACGCCUGAACAACCUUUUCUCCUUUUAUUUUUAAAUACUGUUGAGACAUUUGUGAAGAUUUUAUGUCCUUUUUAUUGUUUUUUGUUCAUGUUGAUUACCUUUUUUAUGAGCUGUGACAAUGUUAUGAUGAUGUGUAUAUUCUUCCUAUUCAUUGAGCUCUCUAGUAAUCAGGUAUGCUUUCUCCCCUCCUGACACGAGUACGAUGUGUAAUCUGUGUUCGACCCACUCUGAUUGUGUCCCCGAGCACGGCGCCGCGCCCAGAACCCCAACAUAUCUAUAGUCCGCUGCUCCUCCCCAUGGCCAUGAAUUCUAAAUCUCCUAUGCCUGUCCAUCACCCGAUCCCCCCCCCCCCCCCCCUAUAUUACUCAAGCUGUGUCUUUUUAAACCCCCGUGCUCAACCACUCUGUAUAGUUCUCUUCCCCUCGUCACUGCAGCUAGUGCCAUCUGUGGACCGCCUACCUCUGCAUUGGAAAAGGUGGAUGCCCACUUUGCUUUUGGAUGACCGAGGGCUGAGGGGCAGUGAGCUCGGCUAUUUCUCUCUAAAAGCGAAGCCGGCAUGAAUCAAAUUUGUGACGUCUCAACAAAACAGAUGUAUUCAACCGACAUGCUUUUUACUCCAAAUCCACCGGAUGAGGAGCACUUGAUGGAUUAAGAUGUAGCUCCCCUCACUCUGGUCCAUCAUCUUGGCAAAUAAAGUUUGAAUUUACUUUAAUGUGUAUGUUGAAAUUAAAUUUGUUUUAAAGCAAGAGGGAAGCAAGUCAAUAGGAAGUACACGUUUAGUCCUCAGAUCAAGGUUCCUGGUCCCUUUGUUUCCUUCCCCCUUGCAUGUUUGUCUUUUAACUUUUUUCAAUGGAAACCAAUGUGUCCAGUUUUUUUCUUCCUGAAUGGCAUUAGUAUUGUAGUAGAUUUAAAGGAUAGCUUUUUUGUAAAGUGUGAAUAAAAGAUGUAUCUCAA